AUGACAGAUGUUGAAGGCCUUGACUCUGUUGAUUCCUUCGCCAACAGAACCACUUCUCAAGUUUGUGAAGACAUCAAAUCUAUGCGAAGAGCCCCUGAUCCCAACAAUGCAAAUGCGACUAUCGGAGUUACCGCUCGCGAAGCAAUGACUAUUCAUCGUAUCUCCAAAUAUGGGAAGCUCCUCAUUUUGGUUCAAAGAACCCAUACACCAGCCCUUGGAACCAUUCCAAAUCUCCUUUUUAUUGGUCAAUUCUAUGAUGAAAACCCAGAUCUUAUGGAAGGGGACUCCUACCCACUUCCUCCACAUCCUCCAAAGUUCAACAAUCGCGAUGGUCGAACCAUGAUGGAAAAUAUCAAAACCGAUGAUGGCACUUGCUCUAUUGAGGAAGAACUUGUCCGACGUGCUGCUCAUACUGGCGCUGUGUUCCGUCGCAACAACCAGAAAUUUUGGGUUUUGCUCCAUGCCGUCACACAUGAAACCGAUGUCUACAAUCACGUUCGUCAAUUUGCUCCAAGUUUGAAUGGCCGAGCUGCUUACUUUGCUCUGUUUGCACAAUAUUGUGGAAGGGGACAUUUCACCAAUGAAUGCCAAGCUGCUGUCCGUGUCCUCGCAACACUUCACUGGAACGGUAAAGCUCGAGGCUUCACUUGGAAUACUUUUAUCAGUCGCCUUAUUGGAGCCUUCAACGACCUCGAGUUGAACAGUGAUCCACGCUCUGAUGCAAAUAAGGUUGACGUACUUCUCGAGAAAACUGUUGGAGACUCCUCACUUUCCAAUGGAAGAUCUCAUAUUACAGGAGAUGCCGUUCUCCGAUCCAAUUUCCAAGGUGCCAUCGAUUAUUUAACAACACAAGUCUUAGCUGCAGGUAACGACAACACCCAGCGCCGCAAUCGACAACUUGCUGCUUUCACACGAGGUGGUGGUGGCGGACGUGGUGGUGAUGGGAGAAGUGGAGGCCGUGGCCGAGGAAAUGGCGCCUCAAACCGCCUGCAAUCAAAUGUUCCAGAUCGCUUUAGCCGCAAUGGUAUACUACUAAAUGAUGGAGGUUAUUCAAAUCAAAUCUGGAGAGAGGAGUUUACGCAAGAAGAAAGAAAUAUUUGUCUAGAAAUGCGUUGCAAUCGCCGCAACGGUGGUGGUGACCAGCCUAAUAAAGGUAAAGGUAAAGGUAAACCGAAGGACGAUAAGAAAGAGGCAGCAUGUUAUGUAUGUGGCAGGGAGGACCAUAUGUCUCCAAAAUGCCCGGACAGACUGCUACCAGAGAUUCAAUGGAAGAAUCCGAAACACUAUGUUGAUUAUAGGAAGAAGCUCAGAUUGAAGCAACUGUCCCAACUACAGCUAUAG
This is a messenger RNA of Cylindrotheca closterium, 1341 nucleotides long. Lineage: Eukaryota; Bacillariophyta; Bacillariophyceae; Bacillariales; Bacillariaceae. The record is from the annotation of a GenBank genome assembly.